UAAAAAUAUAAAAUUAAGAACCGAAGAAUGUUAAUCAUUCUAUAUAACCCCACUCAUAAUUAUAGAAUACAAUACUUUAUUAAAUUAUAAUUCCCUUAAAUACAAUACCCUAAACUUAUCCAUACUUCUAGCAACAUCUCAUUCUUUUUUCCCAUUCCUCUUUAAAAACCCUUCUCACCACCUCAUUUCUCCACUAUAUCAAUUCAAAAAAAAAAAACACCCACAAAAUCCUCUUUCUAGAAAAACCCAAGAGAGAAAAGAAUGUCAAAGGAAGUGACAGAAGAAGGACAAGUUCAUCAACAUGGAAAAGACUAUGUAGAUCCACCACCAGCACCAUUGUUAGAUGCAGGAGAGUUAAAACUAUGGUCUUUCUGGAGAGCUUGUAUUGCUGAAUUUGUUGCAACAUUAUUGUUCCUUUACAUAACUGUUGCUACUGUUAUUGGUUACCAAAAGGAAGCUGAUCCUUGUGCUACUGUUGGUGUUCUUGGUAUUGCUUGGGCUUUUGGUGGCAUGAUUUUUAUCCUUGUUUACUGCACUGCUGGUAUCUCUGGUGGACACAUCAACCCAGCAGUAACCUUUGGAUUGUUCCUAGCAAGAAAAGUGUCCUUACUAAGGGCAUUUUUCUACAUGGUGUUCCAAUGUGCAGGAGCAGUAUGUGGUGUAGGGCUAGUAAAGGCCUUUAUGAAGGGACCUUACAACAGUCUUGGUGGAGGAGCCAACAGAGUUCAAGCUGGAUACAAUAAGGGUACUGCCCUCGGAGCUGAAAUUAUUGGUACCUUUGUUCUUGUUUACACUGUUUUCUCAGCUACUGACCCUAAGAGAAGUGCACGUGACUCUCACGUGCCUAUCCUUGCUCCUCUUCCUAUUGGAUUUGCUGUGUUUAUGGUUCAUUUGGCUACUAUUCCUAUUACUGGAACUGGUAUUAACCCUGCUAGGAGUUUUGGUGCUGCUGUUAUCUACAACAACCAAAAGGCCUGGGAUGACCAUUGGGUUUUCUGGGUUGGACCAUUUGUGGGAGCAUUGGCAGCAGCAGCAUAUCACCAGUACAUCUUGAGGGCAGCAGCAAUUAAGGCCUUGGGAUCAUUCAGAAGCAACCCUACAAAUUAAGAACAUUUCUUUGGAAAAUAAUGUUUUAAUCAGGAAUUGAAUUGAAGAAGGAAAAAAACAAGACAUGGAAAAAAAUAUUGAUUUGUUUUUUGUGUGCAGUAUUAUGUAUGCAGGAGAUAUUCAGUUACGCUUUCCCCCUUAGUCUUAUCCUCUUUUUAUUUUAUUUUUUUGAAUUUUUAAUUUGUCUUGUAAUUUUUGAGUAUGUGAAGUAAAUUAUUGAGUUAGCAUCA
Molecule: messenger RNA, 1337 nt
Organism: Amaranthus tricolor (Joseph's coat)
Lineage: Eukaryota; Viridiplantae; Streptophyta; Magnoliopsida; Caryophyllales; Amaranthaceae
Product: aquaporin PIP-type
Exons: 3
Coding region: 262-1107 (281 amino acids)
Biological process (GO): transmembrane transport
Cellular component (GO): plasma membrane
Molecular function (GO): water channel activity
Source: RefSeq, a predicted model, not a curated record